GCCCGAAUCGACACGAUCACUGGGUGGUUUCUUGUAUCACCACUGUCUUCCGAUUGAAAUCUCGAAUCCCAACUGCCCUCGCGUCUCUGUGCGAGCAACAGACCCUCGCCCGAUGGGGAAACCGGUCUCGUGGUCGGAGCUCCCGACGGAGUUGUGGUCGAUGAUCGGGAAAAAGCUCGACACCCACAUGGACGUCUGCCGGUUUCGCAGCGUCUGCUCGUCGUGGCGUUCCUUGAUACCUCCCGUCCCGGAGUUCGAACAAGGAACCGGAGGGCCCCUCAUCGGUCAGCGCACGGUCUAUCUUCUCGAGCCACCACCAACGUCUCCGAGGGACUCGCAGUGUCCCCCGUCUCCCCGCGAGGGUUGGUUGAUCAAGAUCGCAGAAAGGGAGGAUCUUGGUGGUGGAGGCAGGGUUCAGCUCUUCAAUCCGCUCUCGAGCCGACCCAUCUCGCUCAAAGGCGGGACCUUUCCUAAGGUUUUGUGUACGAUGGAUUAUAGGGUCACUGAGAUUUUUGUAGAACAUUAUUUCAUUCGCGAGCUCAGAGUAAGAUAUCCUUGGGAGGUAAGGAAGGUGAUCGUGCUUCCGGAUUCUCCAUGGGCUGUUCUAGAGGAGACUUUGGUCGUCGGGAUUUUCGGGGAAGGGAGGUUGAUGUGUUGGAAACAUGGGGACGAUGAUUGGACCGCGUUGGAGAGUCCGAAUUGCCAGUACGACGAUCUCAUUGCUUACAAAGGGCAGUGUUAUGUUGUUGAUAGGUUUGGGAUCGUGUCGUGGAUCGAUCCUUCUUUUAAGAUCGUGCAGUUCUCGCCUCCUGCUUGCGGCGACGGCGUUGGCGGGGACCGGAAGCAUCUGGUGGAGUUGGGAGGAGAUCUCCACUUGGUGGAUCGAUAUUUCGUCAAGGAGAGUAAAUUUUUCAGACGGAUUCGGGAAGACGCUGAGGGGGCGGCUGGUUUUAAGGUUCAUCGGCUGAAUCAAGAAUGGGGAAAAUGGGAUGAGGUACGGAAUCUCGGUGAUGUUGCCAUCUUCCUGGGCGAUUACAGUUGCUUCUCGGUGUCGGUAAAAGGAUUCGGAGGAUGCCAGGGGAACUGCGUAUAUUUCACGGAGAUUGACGGGACUUGCGAAGGGAAUGUUCAAGUUUUCAAUAUGGAGGAUCGCAGCAUCAGGUGGGCAUCGCGUUCGCCUGAUCACUUGACGAUCCUGUGGCCGCCUCCGGCUUGGAUCGCCCCAAAUGGGUUCGCCCUAAGUCCUCGCUCGCUUAAGGAAGCCGAUGGUCUAGUUAAUUCAGCGGAGUGCUUGUGAGUUGGAUGAGAUACCAUGAGAACUGGUCUGUAAUUGCUUAGUUGAAAAGACAGUAGAAAGAGUUCAUCUUUUUCAAACUUGCACCUGCGCACAACCUUGAUAAUCACUUACCUGUGUGCUCGCCAGCGCUUGAGAGUGAAACCGGCUUUGCAUGUUUGUUUGGCCUUCUGAUAAAAUGCAAUGUUAUCUUGGUGACCGAGGGAGGCAUGAGUGGAUGGAUAAUCAUGUUUGAUGGCGAUGCUUGUGGAUAGAACCUGUUGCAGGUUAUCUGUGCUAAUGAAAGUUGUUGCCUCGUAUCUUUUGCACUUGUCUAAAGGAGAGUUCUCAUGUAACCAUGAUCCAACACGUGUCUCUCUUAUAAUUAGAUGGGUUCUCUUUCUUCUGUCAUUCGAGCUGAGUUUUGAAGGGACAAUGUAGUCUACUGAUUUGGCCCAACUAGUCUCUGCUCCCGCCGUGUCAUGUCUCGUUGUCAUCUUUGUCAACUUGGUCAAUUCCGGGCACAUAUGUGAAAGCAAAAUCAGCUGGAAAUUAUUUUGGUUAUCUCA
Messenger RNA from Eucalyptus grandis, 1842 nucleotides. Its product is annotated as putative F-box protein At1g65770. Lineage: Eukaryota; Viridiplantae; Streptophyta; Magnoliopsida; Myrtales; Myrtaceae. Gene Ontology annotation, molecular function: protein binding. The record is from RefSeq and is a predicted model, not a curated record. The coding region runs from base 113 to 1297 and encodes 394 amino acids. The transcript has a single exon.